Elaeis guineensis (African oil palm) is the source of this 1183-nucleotide messenger RNA. The record is from RefSeq and is a predicted model, not a curated record. Lineage: Eukaryota; Viridiplantae; Streptophyta; Magnoliopsida; Arecales; Arecaceae.
CAACCCCAUCCCAUCCCAUGCUCUCUCGUCUUUGCUUAAUUCUCCCUCCUCUCUCUAUUUAUACCCUCCCCUCCCAUCUCCUUUCUCCCUGACCAGCCCUAAUUAACCCUAGCUUAGCUUAAAUGGUCGGAACCAGAUUGACCCGCACGGCCAUCGCCAGAGCGGCCAAACCCUCAGACACGGAGGCGGAGGACGCGCGCGCUGAUGUCCCCGACCUCCGGAGUGCCGUGGGUUUCCCGGCGAGACGGAGGAGGAGGACCGCCGCCAGGCAACGUCCGGAAGUUGUGCAGAACGUCGCUGCCCUGCCGUCCGCCGCUGCAGAGACCGGCCGUCUGCCCGGGGCUCGUUUUUCCAUUCUGGAUUUGAAUGUACCAGCCCUUGACCCUGAUCAAGCCGUGAAGGGUUUGAGAUUUCUCCUGCAAAAGGAGCUUAGUCACAGCGAUGCUAGUUCCCUUGGAAGAAUUGUUCUUCCAAAGAGAGAGGCAGAGGCUCACCUUCCAGUUCUUACAGCUAGACAUGGUAUUGAAAUCAAUAUGGAUGAUUUGGAGACCUUUCAGGUUUGGACGUUCAAAUACAGAUACUGGCCUAACAAUAAAAGCAGGAUGUACAUACUUGACAACACUGCAAACUACAUUAAUGCUCAUGGCCUUCAAAUUGGUGAUUUUAUCAUCGUAUACAAAGAUGACAAAAAAGAUAGAUUGGUCAUUCGAGCAAAGAAGGCAGCAAAAGAACAGCCUGCCUCCUCUGCAGAUGAUGAAAUCUUUGACUCCAUUGUGCCUGACAUUGUGGUGGCUAGUGUGAGGUAUUCUGACCUGUAUUACCCGUUGCUGGAUAGUGUGAGCAUGGCUUACGGAAUGAGCAACAUAUAUGGGGAUGGCCUGAACUAUGCCUUUGCAGCUGACUUCACAAUGGGUUUCUCAGAAGAGAGGAUGGGAAACCCUUCUAAUGCUGAAUCCCUCACAAGAUUUGGGUGGAACCCGUCACUUGAUGAUCUCUGGUGAUGGUGCUGUUUGAUUUUCUUUAGUUAUACUACCUUACAUAAUAAAUAACUCCUAAACAAACGUUGUUGCUGUAUCAUGAAUAAGUUCUGUUGGUCUAUCAAUGUGUACCAUAUGAUAUAUAUGGAUAUCGUAAUAUAGAGAAACUGGAGGUCGUGAUCUAUGUUUGAAUCUUUCGGCCUCUA